CCGCCAGCCCCAUGAGGGCAAUGAGGGCUGCUCAGCGGGCUCAGUGCCCUUUAGGGCGGCAGCGGGGCAUGACGGCAAUCCCCGCUGAGCCGGGAGCUCUCCGCUCCUCUCGCGGCCGGCGGGACCGCAGCCGCUCCGCAGCCCGGCCCUUCCCGUUGGCUCGGCCGUCCAGGAGGCAGUUUCGCUUUCGUUUCCUCGCCCAAGAGGCGAGGGAGUGGCGGAGGCGGAGUCGCUUUCGGGCCCGGCCCGCCGGGAGCGGCUCUGCCGGGGGAAAGCAGCCGGGGCCGGCCAUGGUGUUGCCCACCCAGGUGCUGCGGGUGCUGUGCGCCGGCGGCGGCAGCCUGGAGUUGGAGGAGCUGCUGCGGCGGCUGCCGGGCCGGCCCACGGCGGAGCAGCUGGCGGCGGUGCUGCGGGACCCGCAGCGCUUCACGCUCGUUCGGACGCCCGACGAGGCGGAGGCGGGGGGGGCGGCGGCGGCGGCGGCGGCGGCAGCGGAAGAAACGGUGCUGGUGGUGGCCACCAGCUCGCUGCGGCUGUGCCUGGAGCACGGCGCGGGCUGCCGAGGGGGCUGCGGGCGGCUGCACCUCUGCAAGUACCACCUGAAAGGCGUCUGCCGCAACCAGCAGGCCAGGAAGGAAUGCAAGUUUGUUCACGACUUCUACUCUCCCCACAACCACUCUGUGCUCAGACAGCACGGACUCGACAGCACUUUUAGCAACGAUGAACUCCGCCAGCUUCUGCUCCAAAAUGACCCUACCCUCCUGCCAGAGGUCUGCUUGCAUUACAACAAAGGUGAUGGACCUUAUGGAUCUUGUACCUUUAAAAAGAUGUGCACCAAACUGCAUGUUUGCCAGUACUUCUUGCGGGGACAGUGCCGAUUUGGCAGCAGCUGCAAGCGGUCCCAUGACUUCUCAAAGCCUGAAUGCUGUGAGAAACUGGAGAGACAGGGAAUGAGUUCAGAUAUCAUCCAGAAACUGCCGUCCAUUUACAGAAAUAUGUAUGCCAUACAAAAUAGCAAGGGAAGCAAGCAUGACACAGAAGAUAACAAGUCUUUGCCGUGCAAAGAGAGAAAACACAGCUCUAGCCAGGAGUCCACAUCUACCAGUAAUGAAGUGGAACAGAUCUGUUUGUAUAAUCUGUACACAAGUUGUAUCUUUGAAGAUAAGUGUAUCAGAACUCAUUUUCACUUGCCGUAUAGAUGGCAGAUCUCUGAUGGCACUACCUGGAAGGACUUGGAGAGUAUGGAAGAAAUAGAAAAAGAAUAUUGUGACCCCAAUAACAUCAGAUCUUCUAAACCUAUUUCUGAAAGUGGCUUUAUCUUCCCAUACAUCUCUUUUGUGGAUAUGCAGUCUGGGUUUAAAAAGGUCAGACGUCUUUCCACAGCCUCCUCUGUGACCAAACCACCCCACUUCAUUCUUACAACAGAAUGGAUCUGGUACUGGAAAGAUGAACAUGGCGUGUGGCGGGAGUAUGGAAAAAAAGAUAGUGAUCGAGCAGCUGCCACUGUAAGCAGUGAUGACCUGGAGAAAGCUUACACUGUGGGAAAUUCUGCAAAGCUGAACUUCAAGGCAGGAGUGCAUGAAUAUGAACUGGAUUUUGGGGCCAUGACUCAGAAAAAUCUACGCUAUAAAACAGAGAGAAAGGUGUGCAGAAGACCUAAAUUUGUGUCUCAGUCAGAGGUCGAAAGGAUAAGAAAAAGGGGCUUUAAGAACACAGAAGAACUUAGGAGGAUUCCAUCUCACUGGGACAAAUCUGCUCUGCCUGAGCUGGGAUUCAAGCUGAUUGAGCUUGACAGUUCUUCUGAAGAAUACAACAAAGUCAAGGGGGACUUUCAACGUACAAUGCCAAAAACACACAUUAAAAGGAUUUGUAGAAUUCAGAACCCAUCACUCUGGGAACUGUAUCAAUGGCAGAAGGAACAAAUGCAGAAGAGCAAUGGUGGAAAGACAGAUGAACGUUUCUUAUUUCACGGAACCAGUAAAAAACACAUUGAUGCCAUCUGUCAUCAAAACUUUGACUGGCGGAUCUGUGGCCUUAAUGGGACAGUCUAUGGCAAAGGAAGCUAUUUUGCAAGGGAUGCAUCGUAUUCUGAUGCCUACUGCAGGGAAGGUUCAUGCAGCAAGACCAUGUUUCAGGCACGAGUGUUGGUGGGAGAGUUCACUGUUGGUAGGUCGAGUUAUGUUCGCCCUCCCCUGAAGGAUAACCAGAACUUCUACGACAGCUGUGUGAAUAGCUCUUCAAACCCUUCUAUCUUUGUCAUCUUUGAGAAGCAGCAGGUUUAUCCAGAGUAUCUAAUAGAAUACUUGGACCAGGCAUGUGCAAGAAUGCUGUAGCAGCAAAACAGGUCAUCAUUACCUGUAGCUCAAAUAAACAUUAUAUUUGUCUUGACGUAACUGAGGAAAGUGAUUUUUAGAAGUUGUAUAGUUUGGGUAGAUGAGCAUUCAGUUAUUCUAUCCUUUCUGUGCUAUGGAAGUCAAGGAGUAAAAAGACAAAAAGGAUAUUUUAGAAUUAAAAUCCUCUGUCUGUCUCCUAUUGUUUUAGCAGGUGUCAGCUUUUCCUGUUCUACAGUGUUCUGAGGCUUCUGUGUAUUUACUAGAUGGAUUCACUGAUGGCUGUAACAUGAACAUUGGCUGUAACUGCCAAGUUUAAAUAAUAUUCAGUUACAGUUGCUUCAGGAUAGAUCCUUACCAGUGUUCACUGUUCAGAGGCUGCCCCCUGCUACCUUUUUAUCUUUCGACUCAGAAUUUGAUAAAGCCUCCUUUUUUAAUAGUCUUCUACAAUGGUAGACAUUGAAGUGUUUGCAGAUGAGACUGUACAAUCUGUCUCUUGUACUCAACUCAUUGCCUAAAUUAUUAGCAGCACUGUUUUUCUGUCCCUACUUAAUCUUCACUAACAGAGCUGCAAAAAUUAAACCUUUAUUGAGAAGGAACAGGGACUUAAUCUCCUGAUUUUCUCAUUUAAAACAAGUAACAAAAUUAUGGACCAGAACAAGGAUUGCUUUGAGGUGUGGUACUUAAGCUGUUGACUUUUUUUACCAAUAACUACUGUACUUCGUUUGUGAGAGCAGAAUUUUUUAAUGACUUUAGCUGUGCCUACAAGUGAGAGAGUGCUGGCAUACAGAGUGAGGAGAUGAGAAAGUGACUCACGCCUCAUUCUAGAAUAUUAUGCUUAGGAUUGAAAUGCAAUGCUUGCACUGUCUAUUUAACAGUACAUUCUUUCUUUGAAUUAUCCUUAUGAUUCUGUUAUAACUUGUGGAAGAAUGAGUAUCUCUUGCUUGCAUUAGAUGUAUUUAGUUGCAGGGGACAUACUAGUUACCUAUGUAACCAAGGUGUCUGGACUUUCUUGCUGGAGAAAAGCAUUGAACUGUGAGUAGUCUUCAGGCACAGAGCUGAAACUGUUAAAAAUCUCAAGACUAAGAUGAAUCUUCAACUGCUCUCAGCAAAAGAUGUUAUAUGUUAUUAGCGCUGAGCAGUCAGUACGUGCACAUAAACAAGAAUCUUGAACUAUUGGGCAUUUCUUAGGAUGAAAGCUGCUGAUGCACAGAUACUUGGCAUCCUGCAUUUAUCGCUACUUCUAAAAAAGUACGUGCUAGCUACAGAUUAUAAAAACUUCAAGACAUGUUUGUUUAUGACAGACCUUAUCUCUACCUCUACUCUAGAAGCACUUCUUUCCAGUUCACCUGAAUCCUGAUUGACAGGAGGAUGUUGGGCUACUUUGUACUACCUGCACUGUGAGCUAGGAGCUGAGCCAUGGUUAGCCAGAACAAGGCUGUGCAGACGCUCUUUUUGUAUGAACUGUAAAGCGAGCAGAGCAAUACCUAAAUGAAAAUACCCCCAGUCAUAUGUUUAAAUCCAGGAAGUGGAAAAGCACAUUGGCUAUAUUCUUCCUCUUGAAAGACUGUAGUAAAACAUAUAUGAUAAAUCUUAUCUCAGCAAGUAAUACAUUCAUUAAGGGCAACGUGAUGCAUGAAAGCUUGAACUACUUGUGCAAAGUAAGACUUCUACCAAAACGUGUUAUCUGUAUGUUCAUGGCAAAUAAGAAGGCUGAUGGUGUGCCUUCCUUGCUCUGAACAUAAGCAGCUAUGAUCUGACAUAGCUAAAGCCCUUGUUCCGUGCUUGAUUCAACUGAAAAACUGUGUUACCCUUUCGCCAGGAAACAUGCAAAAAGUUGAGAUUUUUUAAUAACAAUUUUGGUGGUUAAUUCAGAUACAAAUGAUAUUUUUAGAACUUUUAUUCACACAUGUGUGGCUGGGUUUGUUACUUCUCUAGCUGUUAUUUCUCUGGUAACAUCCAAGAGAGAUAAAUUACCACUCUCUGAAAUUCAGUGGAAAGUUUCCCAUGUAUCAUCAAUUAAAAGGUACUUGACUGCUGAA
Molecule: messenger RNA, 4372 nt
Organism: Gallus gallus (chicken)
Lineage: Eukaryota; Metazoa; Chordata; Aves; Galliformes; Phasianidae
Gene: PARP12
Product: poly(ADP-ribose) polymerase family member 12
Exons: 12
Coding region: 12-2333 (773 amino acids)
Molecular function (GO): metal ion binding; NAD+ poly-ADP-ribosyltransferase activity
Source: RefSeq, a predicted model, not a curated record